Molecule: messenger RNA, 3855 nt
Organism: Herpailurus yagouaroundi (jaguarundi)
Lineage: Eukaryota; Metazoa; Chordata; Mammalia; Carnivora; Felidae
Gene: OFD1
Product: OFD1 centriole and centriolar satellite protein
Exons: 20
Coding region: 223-3045 (940 amino acids)
Biological process (GO): epithelial cilium movement involved in determination of left/right asymmetry
Cellular component (GO): centrosome; ciliary basal body
Molecular function (GO): protein binding
Source: RefSeq, a predicted model, not a curated record
GUCGUACUUUGUUUUCUCUUGUUGCCUCACUACCGGUCCCCGCCCUCCAGCUGCGUGGGAAAGCCGCGCGUGAACCGCGGCCCCGCCCACCCGUGAGAACCUCGGGGGAAAGGAAGUGCGUGUUUGCCAGAGUUCCUGGUUCAGAGCGGGAGGCCGAUUAAACCGUUGAACGGUUUUGUCGUUCCCGACUGCCUUCCUUUUUCCCCCGCACCCAGGCGGAGCAUGGGCUUAGAAGGCAGGGGUUCGCCUCGUCCUGAGCGUGCAGCUAGGGCUGGCUGCCAACUUGGGCCGAGGCAGACCGGGCUGGAGGGGGCUUCGCGGCGAAGCCGGCGCCUGAUGUCUCAGUUCGCCAUGCCCUCCACAUCUGACGUGUUGCGUCCAGAUGAACUGCGAAAAAAGCUAUACCAGACGUUUAAGGAUCGGGGUAUACUGGACACACUCAAGACACAACUCCGGAAGCAGCUGAUUCAGGAAUUGAUGCACUCUGUCGUGAACAGAGAGGUGCAGCCCCAGUCCGUUCCAGUGGAAGGGAGUGCCCUCCUGAUAGGCACCUCUAACUCUCUGGUGGCAGAUCACUUGAAGAGAUGUGGCUAUGAGUAUUCGCUUUCUGUUUUCUUUUCGGAAACUGGUGUGGCCAAAGAAAAGGUAUUUACUAUGCAAGAUCUAUUAGAACUCCUCAAAAUCAACCCUGAAUCCGGUCUCUACAAAUCACUGAUGUCAGGAUUUGAUAACAAAAACAAAAAAGGUUUUCUCAUGGAGUUUUUAAAAGAAGUGGCAGAGUAUCGUCAGUCCAGAGCGAGCUGUGAUGUGGGAACUCAGACAAGUUCCACAUUGCCUGGCCAAGACUCACUUGUGGAGAAGCUUCAGCUUAUUGAUGAUCAGUUUGCAGGUGCUUACCCUCAGCGUCCAAAGUUAGAAUCCUUAGAAGUAAAGUUAAAUGAAUAUAAAAGAGAAAUAGAACAGCAGCUUCGGGCAGAAAUGUGUCAAAAGUUAAAGUAUUUUAAAGAUACUGAAGUAGCAAAAGUUAAGAUGGAAGAGAAAAGAAAGUCUGAGAGGGAAUUGGCUGAGUUCCGGAACGAAUUGGAGAGAGCUUGUCGAGCAAAAUCUGACGCCCUUAUUUCUCGGGAGAAGUUGGCUUUUGAGAGAAUUCAGAAGCACCAAGAGAUUGAAACCAAGGAGAUUUAUGCUCAGAGACAACUUCUCCUCAAAGAUAUAGACGUGCUAAGAGGCAGAGAAGCAGAGCUGAAACAAGGAAUGGAAGCUUUUGAAUUGGCUCAGCGGCUACAAGAAGAAAAAAAUAAAAGAGCAACCGAUGCACUUAGGAAACGGGAGCUGAAUGUCCAGAGUAUUGAGGAGACCUAUGACCAGAAGCUCAAGAAUGAGCUGCUCAAGUAUCAACUUGAAUUCCAGGACAACUAUAUCGCUAGAACUCACAGGCUGAUAGAAGAUGAAAGGAAGAAUAAAGAAAAAGCUAUACAUUUGCAAGAGGAGCUCACAGCUAUUAAUGCGAAAAAGGAAGAAUUUGGUCAUUCUGUAAAACGUGUCAAAGAGCUCGAGCUUGAGUUAGAGUCGGUCAGAACCCAGUCUUUGGCGAUAAGCAAGCAAAACCACCUGCUGAGAGAAAAGGUGAAAGAAAUGAGUGACUAUUCGCUACUGAAACAAGGGAAACAGGAGCUUCAGGCGCAAAAUCAAUUACUUAAACAACAGCUGGAAGAGACCAGAAGUGAGAACUUGCGUCUUCUAAACCACCUGGCUCAGCCUUCUCCAGAGCUGGUGGCUUUUCAGAAAGAACUAAAGAAAGCAGAGAACGCUAUCGUGUGUGAGCAUAAGGAGUUCGAGAUCCACAGGCAGAACCUGCAGAAGCAGCUGCAAAGUGAAAUUGAACGUUCUGCACAGCUGAAGGCCCAGAUCCUUGAUUACGAAGAUUGCAUAAAGAGAUUAAUGAGACAGGUGGAUGAUUUGAAAUUGCAACUGAAACAAACUCAGACGGCCCUAGAGAACGAGGUGUACCGCCACCCAAAGAAUUCUCUGCUCGAUCGGCCCAUCAGCGGAUUAAUGGGUGGCGACGUGGUGGUACCUCACAAUGGUGACCUGAACGGGGAUUUCUUGAAAGAUGCUUUCGGACUGGAAAGGCUGACGGCAGGCAUGCUUCUGUCAAGGAUCGCAAGUGACCCAAGUGCGAGCACCGGGAGUAGUUCCCCCGAUUCUGACCUGGAGUUUGUAGCCAAGACCAAGGCAAGGGUGAAAGAGCUAGAGGAUGAGGCCGAGCGUUUGGAGAAAGCUUUCCGAACUUACCAUCCAAGAGUUCAUCCACGCCCCACGGGAAGGUCUUCAGCCAAGAGCCCGCCACCCCUGCACGCGACAGGAACGCCCAAAAAGGCCACUUCCGGUUCCCCUGGAAGACGUACUUCCGCAGAGGACGCGGCUGUCCCUGAGCAGCCUCUGGCACGCACACCCGAGGAGGACAGGAGCAGCGCUUCGGCUUCUGAGGCGCGGCCGUGCGAGGGCAUGCCCUCCAGACGCCUCUCCUCCACUCCGCUGCCAAAGGCCGAAAGCAGCCUCCUUGCUAAAGUGUAUCUGGAAGGUGGGGACAGAUCCGGUGCUGCUGGCUGCAGUCCUGGUCCUGAGACAACGCCCCAGCCAUCACCCUCUGAGUCCGGGCACAGCCCUUCCCUCCACCUGCUGCCCAGCCCUCCGGAGCAGGCCAGUCUUCAUCAAAGACAGACAGAACUUGAAGAACAAGGAGAACUUUCAGAUCCAGACAAGCUACCUUUUAAGGACAAUGAGGAAUUUGGAUCAUCUUUUGAAUAUGCAGGGAGCACGCCGAGGCAGUUUGAGGUGGACGGCCUCCAUCCUGCUGGCGACGUGCCUCAUGUGGGUGCUGCCGCCACCACGGUGUCUGCCGGACCUCUCGCUUGUUGCCACCCCGGGAAGCUGAUGACAUUGGAGGAGAACUGGGUGUCAGACUUGUCUGGCCUGGCCCACCUGGUCUUUCCUCUUCCCUUCUCCAGACUGCCUGCUUCCCUCCCCAGUGGAGACAUUUGAGCUCUGCCCCAGGGCUCAGCCAACAGGCGUGUCCUUUUCUCCUUGAACCAGAGUGUUUUAGCCUCAGAGGUGAAAGGAAAUGCCUCAAGUAAAACCACCUGUAGGUCCUUCCCAAACAUUGGCAGAGCAUCAUCCCUAAAACCCAUGGGAUGCUUCUUGAAACCGGUUUGUUGGUUUCAGGCGCAGUUGGGAAUAUGAGGAAUCACUGAAAGGAGCAAGAGGGUUGGUUUUUGCUGAUUCCAGAGCAAGUCAUUUCUGGAAAGUGCUCACUCAGACUCCAUCAAGAGCCUUUUGCAUAUUGGAUGCUUUUCUGGAAGCUGCCCCUGCUUCAUGCAGCUUCUAGCAGGACAGUCAGCAGGCCAUGGCUGAUGGCAUCCGAUAGGACAGCUGAUGGGGGCACUGGUGCCCUAGAGCAGCUCUGAUGGGCAGACACUGGAGUGAAUAGGGAAUAGAAAUAAUGCAAUAGAAUAAAGGACACGACCUGAGUUGACAGGCCUUCUGUUUCUGACAAGUACAGUACAUUAUAAUAAACGGCUUCUUAAAUUACUAUUAAGCGGUAGGGUUACAUUCUGAUCGUUGAGGAACUCUCAGAUCUGUUGUUUCACGUCUUUGGGCGCCGAGGGAGGUAAAGCCUAAAACUUGCUAUCUUUGUGCCAGUGGAAACCGUGCUUUUCUUCGCUCUUCCAUCCGAAGAGGUUUCCCUCUGCCACUCUGGAGCCACCAAGUACACCUCGCAGCGAAGGAGCCCUUUCCUCAUUGUCUCUUGAAAUCUUCCCCCAAACGGCAUCCUCGCCCUGAGGUCGCCGCUCC